CGUUUACUGUCAGGCUGCUACAGCGAGACAGCAGCGAUAACGGAGCUAUCAUUAGCACCAAAAUGAGCGACUUCAUUAUGAUACACGUAGUUUGAAUGUGUUUCUGAACUGCUGUCCAGCUGCUCUGACUUCAUUUCAGUAACAUUUACCUUUCAUUAAGGGGGGCUCUGCUCAUCAGCACUCUGAAGACGUUGUUUCAGUUUAUUUUGGGCUUGUUUCCCAGUUUCUGGAUCUUGGAAAUCCCCCUGAAAUGUACUCUGCUGACUACAGUUUACGUCUUCACGUCUCCGCUGUGUGUCCCUUCUUCCAUUCGGGAGACCACGCCCGCCCGGCACAACCCGAGCGCCCAGUCAGUGUUACUGGUUUUCCUCUGAAGAUGAGUGGCUGUGUGGAGGAAGAGGAGGACCGAACAGAGUCUCCAGGACCCAACUGUCUGUCUGUGAAGAGCGACUGGUCCAAAGAUGAACCUCUGUACUUCAGUAGCCAACCUGGCCCCUCAGACACCAAAAAGAUGAAGAGGAGUCAUGGCUCUGAGGAGCAGCAGCUGUCCCACUGUUCUCAGUGUCAGGAUGUGCGAAAGGACCCGGUCUCUACCAGCUGUGGACACUGGUUCUGCAGACAGUGCUUGACCUCAUACUGGGGCCAAUCUGGCUCAUCAGGACGCUCCUGCUCUCCCCAGUGUGGAGACGGACCUGUACAAACCGGUGGUGGUCUGCAGGAGGUGCUGGAUGAACAUAAGAUCAGUCUGAGGAGCAGAUGUGAACGUGUGAUUGAAGGAACUGAUGGAACAGGAAGUGAAACCCUCCUCAACAGGAUCUACACUGAACUCUACAUCACAGAGGGACACAGUGAAGAGGUCAAUACCCAACAUGAAGUGAGGCAGCUUGAGACCACGUCCAAGAAGAAGACCCUCCGGGACACUCCAAUCAAGUGCCACCAGAUCUUUAAAGCCUUCCCCGACCAACAGAGACCCAUCAGAGCAGCCCUGACAAGCGGCGUCGCCGGCGUUGGUAAAACCUUCUCGGUGCAGAAGUUCACUCUGGACUGGGCAGAGGGCUUGGAAAACCAAGAUGUCAGCCUGCUGGUUCUGCUCUCGUUCAGGGAGCUGAACCUGAUCAGACAUGAGCAGCACAGUCUUCUCACGCUGCUCCAUGUUUUCCAUCCAACCUUACAGAAGGUCACAGCAGAGGAGCUGGCUGUCUGUAAAGCUCUGUUCAUCUUUGACGGCCUGGAUGAAAGCAGACUUUCACUAUCCAGGGUGACAGAAGUACGAGGCUUCACCGACGCCCAGAAUGACGAGUACUUCAGGAGGAGGUUCGGUGAUGAAGAGCUGUCCAGCAGGAUCAUCUCCCACAUCAAGGCCUCCAGGAGCCUCCACAUCAUGUGUCAAGUCCCCGUCUUCUGCUGGAUUGCUGCUACAGUCCUGGAGCACAUGUUGAUUACAGAGCAGAGAGGAGAGCUGCCCAAGACCCUGACGGACCUGUACUCACACUUCCUGCUGGUUCAGACCAAGAGGAAGAAGCACAAGUACGGUGAGGGACAUGGGACGAGUCCACAGGAGCUGCAGGAGGCUGACAGGGAUGUUCUUCUGAAGCUGGGGAGGCUGGCGUUUGAACAUCUGGAGACAGGAAACAUCAUGUUCUACCAAGAAGACCUGGAGGAGUGUGGUCUGGAUGUCCCAGAGGCCUUGGUGUACUCAGGACUUUGUACAGAGAUCUUCAAAAGAGAGUGGGUGAUAUUCCAGAAAUCAGUCUACUGCUUUGUUCAUCUGAGUGUUCAGGAGUUUCUGGCUGCAGUCUACAUGGUCCACUGCUACACCAACAGGAACACAGAGGUACUGGAGAUGUUUCUGGGGGAAGACUACAGUUACUUUUUCUUGGAUGUCUUCCUGAGGGCAGCCAUGAAGAAAUCCCUGGAAAGUAAAAACGGCCACCUGGACCUGUUUGUCCGCUUCCUUCAUGGCCUCUGUCUGGAGUCCCACCAGAGACUCUUAGGAGGCCUGCUGGGUCAGACAGAGAACAGUCCAAAAACCAUCCAGAGAGCCAUCGACAACCUGAAGGAGAUGAGCAGUGAUGAAGUCUCUCCUGACAGAAGCAUCAACAUCUUUCACUGUCUGAUGGAGCUGAACGACCACUCAGUCUAUCAGGAGAUCCAAAAGUUCCUGAAGUCGGAGACCAGGUCAGGGCAGAGACUCUCUGAGUUCCAGUGCUCAGCUCUGGCCUACAUGCUGCAGAUGACAGAGGAGGUUCUGGAUGAGUUGGACCUGGAGAAAUACAAGACAUCAAAGGAGGGACGACUGAGACUGGUCCCAGCUGUGAGGAACUGCAGAAAGGCUCGACUUACUAACUGUCAAAUCUCCAAGACUCACUGUGAUGUCGUGGCCUCAACUCUGAAGUCCAGCCCCUCCCAUCUGAGAGAACUGGACCUGAGUGAAAACAGCCUUCAGGAUCCAGGAGUGGAGCUACUGUCUGCUGGACUGGAGAGUCCACACUGUCGCCUGGAGGCUCUGAGAUUGAUUGAGUGCAGGUUGUCAGAGACCAGCUGUGCUUCUCUGGCCUCAGCUCUGAAGUCCAACUCCUCCCAUCUGAGACACCUGGACCUGAGUGACAAUGACCUGCAGGAUCCAGCAGUGAAGCAGCUGUGUGGUUUUCUGGAGAGUCCACACUGUCGACUGGAGACUCUGAGACUGAGGGAGUGCAGGUUGUCAGAGACCAGCUGUGCUUCUCUGGCCUCAGCUCUGACGUCCAACCCCUCCCAUCUGAGAGAACUGAACCUUAGUGGAAACAAGCUGCAGGACACGGGAGUGAAGCAGCUGUGUGGUUUUCUGGAGAGUCCACACUGUCGCCUGGAGACUCUGAGACUGUGGGGCUGCAGCUUGUCAGGGACCAGCUGUGCUUCUCUGGCCUCAGCUCUGAAGUCCAACCCCUCCCAUGUCAGAGAGCUGAACCUGAGUAACAACAACCUGCAGGAUCCAGCAGUGAAGCAGCUGUGUGGUUUUCUGGAGAGUCCACACUGUCGACUGGAGACUCUGAGACUGAGUCACUGCAGGUUGUCAGAGACCAGCUGUGCUUCUCUGGCCUCGGCUCUGAAGUCCAACCCCUCCCAUGUCAGAGAGCUGGUGCUGAGUGGAAACAAGCUGCAGGACUCGGGGGUGAAGCUGCUGUCUGCUCUCGUGGAAAGGCUGAGAUGGAAGUGAUGAUCUUUGUGAGAGAGAACACGACUGUGAGAGGACGAGCUGUGACCUGAUGAUCCAGAUGGGGGAAAGCUGCAGCAACAGCUUGUCGACCGGGCCGUGUUCCUGGGAGGUCCUGCUUCAUCCAGCAGUGACUGUUCAGGUGUUUGGUCUGUGCUGCUGCUUCAGUGUAUGGGAGUACAACCCCAUCAUCAUGUUUGAGGGUGCAUGUGGAGCGCCGCUCAGUUUGCAGCUCAUCUGAGAGCGAGCAGCCACAGGUUUGUAAGCACAGUCAGUUGAGAGCGAGGACAGUCGGGAGCAUAACAGAUUUGAGCAGCGAGGAUCCUCCCUUGCUCUUAAACCUGAUUCUACUCUCACAUAUCUGUUCCUGUGCUCUCAAAGUCUGACUUUCAGACUGAAGAGCGCUUUCAAACCUUUUGGCUCAGACACACUUUAAACAAACUGCAGUGGAGACACCUGAGCGCGUAGCCUCAGAAACGGCCUGGAUUACGCUCUCGUCUGCAUUUGCACUUACCUGUGUUUCAAAUGCUGAGUUGCAAACUGAGUAGCGCUCGAAAUGUGGUC
This is a messenger RNA of Monopterus albus (swamp eel), 3757 nucleotides long. Its product is annotated as NACHT, LRR and PYD domains-containing protein 12-like. The record is from RefSeq and is a predicted model, not a curated record. Lineage: Eukaryota; Metazoa; Chordata; Actinopteri; Synbranchiformes; Synbranchidae. Gene Ontology annotation, molecular function: protein binding.